This is a messenger RNA of Perkinsus marinus ATCC 50983, 594 nucleotides long. RefSeq lists its product as hypothetical. The transcript has a single exon. Lineage: Eukaryota; Perkinsozoa; Perkinsida; Perkinsidae. The record is from RefSeq and is a predicted model, not a curated record. Bases 1 to 594 code for a protein of 197 amino acids.
AUGAAGAGCAUCAUUGGGGGUAUGCCCCUCUUCCUGGACAGAUACAGUCCUUUAGAAUUUCAGCUUCAUGAAGGCCCCAAGGAGCACAGGCAAGAUCUUGUAUGGUCGACACCUGCUGUCACCAUACACCGUCACCCUCCAGCUACCAGAGACCAUCGUAACAACCGCGAACUGCUCCUCCUCUUCGAGAGUGUCUCCAAGCUGUCCGGCAUGACUGCGAUGGACGCUAUUGCUCUAACACGGCAGGGCGGCCGAUGCUGUUGUCGAGAGCUUACUGCUGGCUGGCUUACCAUCAGCCCGGACUGUGACAUGUUCCUUACCAUCGAUCUGUAUAAUGCUGAGGGGUUCUUUGCUCUCUACGAUGAUGCCAACUGCUUCAAGAGGGUUGCCACCUGGUCACUCGAGGAGAUGGCUAGGGCCAGCUUCAGGCUUGACCCUCCCACGCAGAUCGAUCUUAGUGUUGUCGCUGGCGUACGGACUAGACGAUAUCAGCUCAAGAAUAUGAGUGCUGAUCUUGUAUACGCUUUGGCGUUGGUGACAUGUUAUACCUCCCCUCGGAGAGGAUCUUCAAGGUUUAGAUCACCCACGAGGUGA